Molecule: messenger RNA, 1169 nt
Organism: Camellia sinensis
Lineage: Eukaryota; Viridiplantae; Streptophyta; Magnoliopsida; Ericales; Theaceae
Product: GATA transcription factor 15
Biological process (GO): regulation of DNA-templated transcription
Molecular function (GO): sequence-specific DNA binding; zinc ion binding
Source: RefSeq, a predicted model, not a curated record
AGGGUUUUUUUCUAGAUCGGCCAUGGUGGGUGGCUCUCUGUCGGUUCACUCUCUCUCUCUCUUUCUCUCUGCUUGUCGAUCUCAAUCAACCAAAUUCCGAUACAGUCCAACUAUCAGUGCAAAUCUCUCUCUCUUCUCUCCAUAUAUAUAGUUUGUAUCUGAGGGGUCUCGUUCAUUUCUGUUUAGGGAAGCUCAUUAUCUGCUCUGCUCUGUUCUGUGCCUCUGAUUUGCUAUUUGGGUUCCAUUUUUUCCCUCGAAUUCCGAUCUACCUCUCUUUCUUUGUCUGGGUAUUGAUUUGCUGAGUUGGGUGUCUUGAAAUCCCAAUAGUUUUGCUCUUAUGAGGGUCGAUUAGGUCUUGCACACUGAUAUUCUGUUUUUCAGCAGAGUACUUACUACUACCAUUGGUACUCAUUCGAGCUAUCAAUUUCUUCUGGGUUUAUUUCAGAUCUUCGAAAUAGGCUAUUUCAAUGGUGGAUCUGAGUGAUAAAGGAUCAGAGUCUGAAGACAUGAUCAGCAAAACCCCAGAUCGGGUCUCGUCAGAAGGAAGCCAUAUCAAGACCUGUGCUGAUUGCGGAACCACCAAGACCCCUCUCUGGAGAGGCGGCCCUGCUGGCCCUAAGUCACUGUGCAAUGCAUGUGGGAUCAGAAGCAGGAAGAAGAGAAGAGCACUUCUGGGUCUAAAAACAGAGCACAAGAAAUCAAAGAAAACCAACAAUCACAACAAUGGAAGCAACACUAAUAAAUUGGGCGAUUCAUUGAAGAGGAAGCUAUUAGGGCUUGGGAGAGAAGUGGUGGCGCAGAGAUCGUCGGUGCAGGAGCUGAGGCGGCGGAGGAAGCUGGGGGAGGAGGAGCAAGCAGCUGUGCUGUUGAUGGCUCUGUCAUGUGGCUCUGUUUAUGCUUAGCCCUUCUAGAUUUUUUAAGUACUAAUUUUAGUAUUAUGAUUAUUGUUAGUAGUACUAAAUGAGAAAGGAGAUUUUAAUGUUGUCAAUAAGUGUAUCUUCUAGUAUCUUUUCUAAGUUAAUUUUGUUUUUGUUUUAUUUUAUUUUCAUAUUCAAUUGGGCUUAGUUUUGAUGAUUGUCUACUAACUAUGUUUGAGAGUUGGAGAAGAAUUGAAGAGGAAUGUAAGAAUGGGAGGAGAUUAAUUCUAAUUCCAUUUCUAUUUUGGCUGA